Juglans regia (Persian walnut) is the source of this 1668-nucleotide messenger RNA. RefSeq names its product E3 ubiquitin protein ligase RIE1-like. The coding region runs from base 161 to 1237 and encodes 358 amino acids. Lineage: Eukaryota; Viridiplantae; Streptophyta; Magnoliopsida; Fagales; Juglandaceae. The transcript has 5 exons. The record is from RefSeq and is a predicted model, not a curated record.
UGUGUAUCUACCAUUCAACGCCAACGAAAGACUUCCGGAACCUCGACUUUGUGGUUUGGUAACACACAAAACAAGUACUGAUGCUCCCCUUGCCCCUCUCUUCUUCUUCUUCUUCUGCUACUUCCACCGCAACGGUGCACCCUCUUCCCUCUCUCUAGCCAUGUCGACCCAGUCCUCUUCCGACUCCAACGCCCCUCUCCUCCGUCCCCGCCAGGGUGACUCCGACUCUCCCCCCUCCCCCGCCCGCCCUGCCACCCUCGCCACCCUCCUCGGCCGCGCAUCCGGCCGCCGAGGCCCCUCCAUGCUCGUCCGUGAAACCGCCGCCCGCCACUUGGAGGAGCGCCGCGCCGACUGGGGUUACUCCAAGCCCGUCGUAGCCCUCGACAUGAUGUGGAACACCGCCUUCGUUGUCGUCUCCGCCGUCAUGCUUCUUUGCACUUUGGAAGAGCGUCCCAACACGCCCAUUCGGCUCUGGAUCUGCGGCUAUGCGCUGCAGUGCGCCGUGCACGUCGUGCUCGUCUGGUUGGAGUAUCGCAGUAGGAACACGCGGAGGUUGUCUACUACGGACGAUGAGAAUCAGGUGGAGGCUGGGGGGGAAGCCAACGAUAGCGAGGACGAGGAGCAUGGCGUCGACAGGGUCUCCGCGAGUUUCAGCCGGUCCAGUUUCGCUAAACGUUGUGAAUCGGUGAAUACAAUGGCAUCGUUUCUCUGGUGGAUAGUUGGCUUUUAUUGGGUUGUCUCUGGUGGUGAUGAACUGAUGCAAAAUGCUCCACGUUUGUACUGGUUGGCUGUUGUUUUCCUGGCAUUUGAUGUCUUCUUUGCGAUCUUUUGUGUUGUUUUGGCAUGUUUGAUUGGAAUUGCUCUCUGUUGCUGUUUGCCAUGCAUAAUUGCAAUUCUUUAUGCUGUUGCAGGACAGGAAGGAGCAUCAGAAGCAGAUCUCAGUAUACUUCCAAAAUAUAGAUUCCAAGUAUUAAGCACUGUGGAAAAGCCUAGUGGGGGAGCAGGGUCAAUGGUUCCCGUAGAAACGAACAGUGGAUAUCUGGCAAAUGAACAAUUACUUCUACCUGAGGAUGCGGAAUGCUGUAUAUGUCUCACCUCAUAUGAGGAUGGAGCAGAGCUCCAUGCUCUUCCCUGCAACCAUCAUUUCCAUUCUACAUGUAUUGUGAAAUGGCUGAAGAUGAAUGCAACAUGUCCACUGUGCAAGUUUAACAUUCUCAAGGGAAGUGAACAGGUAUGAAGAAAAGAUAGGAACUCCCUAGUGUCUGGGUUCAUGUAUCCACAAUUUGUUCAUCUGUUUGUACAGAAAAUUGAGGCAGAAAUAGGAAAGCUUCACCAAAUUUUAUUGACAAGAAGUUACAGCAACUUGUCAACUGAGCCUCAUUGUCUGUUUUACGGCCAUUUGGAGUUCCUUCAUUCUUCUUGCCUCUGUAUGACUUCUUUCUUAUGCUUGCACAGAAAAUGGGGCAAUUGAUGUGCAGUUAUUACAUAGAUGCUUAAGUUUCUUUGUUGUAUGAUUUUGUAGUUGAAAGGAAAUUGAUUGCUUCACAUAUCUCUGUAUUCUUAUAAUAUUUGACUGAUAAACAUGUACUGGUAAACAUAUGCGGUUGUACCUAUGUGAUUUUGGCAAUAGAUAUUAUGAAUCUGAGGGUUGGGAAGCUUUUCUUAUUA